AUGGAGUCAAUCAUCAGCCCCAGCAUCGAAAAAGACUUAGCCAAUAACAUCUACGAGAAGCGCAAGGCGGCGGCGCUUGCGAUCGAGGCAAUCACACGCAAGGCGCAAGCGCGCGGCGACGCGGCGACGAUCACAAAGAUCAUCAGUGAGUUGACAUACUACACACACGGGACGGGUGCGAAGAUGGGAGCAAUCACGGCGUUGGCCGGUGUUGCGGUGGCGCUCGGGCCGUACGUUAUCGCGUUCUAUCUUGAGGCGUUGGUGCGGCCAAUAUUCGUCGCGUUCCGCGACACGAACGCGCGCGUGCGCUAUUACGCGUGCGAAUCGCUCUAUAACAUUGCAAAGAUCGCCCGCGGCGAGAUUUUACUCUACUUCAAUGAGAUCUUCGACAUCUUGUGCAUCUUGGUUACCGACACCGAGCUGUCAGUUAAAAACGCCGCCGACUUGCUCGAUCGUUUGGUCAAAGAUAUUGUCUGCGCCAAGGCCGUAACAUAUGUCUCGAUAUUGCACAAGGAAUCGAGCGAUAUCAGUCUGUACAAAGUUGAUAGUAGCGGGCGCGCACUCCAGGUGAAUAGCCCCCAGAACCCGCAGGUUGCGUUUUCGCUCGUCAAGUUUAUUCCAACGUUGAUGGAGCGCAUGUACGCGGUGGACCCGUUCGCGCGCAAGUUUCUUCUCACAUGGAUCGACCUUCUUGACGACUUACCCGCACUCGAGUUGGUCACGUACAUGCCGACCUUCUUCAAGGGGUUGCUCAAGUUUUUAGACGACUCGCACCAGGACGUGCGGAUUGAGACCCAUAAGAUGUUGAACAACUUUUUGAAGGAGAUUAAAAGUAUCCACCAGGUAAAGGAACAUGUCAAAGCUAUGAAGGAAAGCGGAGCCAGUGGUGAGAGGUCUCUUGGGGAGUCUCUCGGGGAAUUAUCCGUGAAGGAUCAGGACGGCGGUGAUCAGGACGGCGGCGCCCAGGAAGAUGGUGACCAGGACGGCAGUGACCAGGACGACCGGGUCUCCCAGGCCUCCUAUUCUGACGGCUCGUUUAUCAACGGUCAGGAUAUUUACAUUGACUACCCCAAACUCAUCGAGAUCCUCGUCGACUCUCUCGACUCCAACAACCUCGAGAUCGAGUUUACGGUGUUGAAGUGGCUCGAGGAGUUGCUCCAGAUCGCGCCCGACAGCUUUCCCAAGUUCCUCCCGCGGAUUCUCACGUUGUUGUUGCCGACUUUGUCGCGCGACAACUUUGACUUGGCAACGAACGCGGGCGCGGUCGACGCGGCGCUCCGCGCUUUGGUGGGCUUCGAAAGCGUGAACCUCCAGGCGACGAUCCAUGCGGCAUUCUCACAGUUCAUGACAGAGCAUGACCGCACACGCGUGGCCGCGUUGGAAUGGUUGAUUGUAUUGCACGCACAGAGCCCCGCGCGCUUUUUCGAGUCGCGCGCGAUCCGCGUGGGCGACUUGUUGCGCUCGCUCAUCGACUCUUCGCCCGACGUGAUUGUCAAGAUCCUUCAGCUCCUCUCGCAGAUCUCCGAGGGCGACGAGCAGUUCUUCGGUGAGUUCAUUGCCGACUUGAUCGCGUUGUUCAAGAACGACCGUCUCAGCUUGUCGAACGACAAAUACGAGUUCAUCUUGCGCAAGUUGUGCCAGUCGCUUGACAGCGACAAGAUCUACCAGACGAUCGCCGAGGGCCUUAGCGGCGAAACUAACUUGGAUUUUCUCUCACGCAUUAUCCAGAUGCUCAACAACACGUUGGUUACCGCGUCCGAGUUGGCAGAGUUGCGCCGCAAACUCAAGGCGGCAGACGACUGGGGUGUGUUCUCCACCUUGUUCAAGGCUUGGAGCCACAACGCGCCGCUGGCCUUGUCGCUCUGCCUCCUUACCGCCAACUACGAGCUUGCGUAUCUGAUUGUACAGUGUUUUGCCGACAUGGAGGUCAACUUCAACAUGUUGACCCAGUUGGAUAUUUUGGUCCAGUUGCUUGAAUCACCCGUAUUUAUGAAGAUGCGACUUCAGUUGCUCGAACCUGAAAAACACCCGUAUCUCUGCAAGUCGUUGUACGGCUUGCUCAUGUUGUUGCCUCAGACGUCCACAUUUACCGCGUUGCAGAACCGACUUGCGGUUGUCAACUCGCUCACUAGCUUGGCCCCCGUGCACCCCGUGGCCAUCACAACUGUAUCGAUGAAACGCAAGCGGAUCAAUGAGUUGCUCGAGGGUUUUAAGGUUGUUCAACAGCAGCACGAGCAGCUCCGGCUCCAGGCCGCAAAGAAGGCGGCUCGCCCGAGAGCUCACGCGCACACCAGCAGUGUGUCGACAACCGUGAACCAUCUGAACGUCCACGGUGUGGCCAUGUCUCUCAAGAGCUUGAAUCCGGCGCAGUAA
Molecule: messenger RNA, 2373 nt
Organism: Babjeviella inositovora NRRL Y-12698
Lineage: Eukaryota; Fungi; Ascomycota; Pichiomycetes; Serinales
Exons: 2
Coding region: 1-2373 (790 amino acids)
Biological process (GO): positive regulation of kinase activity; phosphatidylinositol biosynthetic process
Cellular component (GO): endosome membrane; PAS complex; fungal-type vacuole membrane
Source: RefSeq, a predicted model, not a curated record